Molecule: messenger RNA, 132 nt
Organism: Fomitiporia mediterranea MF3/22
Lineage: Eukaryota; Fungi; Basidiomycota; Agaricomycetes; Hymenochaetales; Hymenochaetaceae
Product: pheromone-like peptide
Exons: 1
Coding region: 1-132 (43 amino acids)
Cellular component (GO): membrane
Molecular function (GO): mating pheromone activity
Source: RefSeq, a predicted model, not a curated record
AUGGACUCGUUCUUCAACCUCUCGUCACUUAUCUACUCGUCCUCGCCUUCCUCUUCGCCCUCUCAGGAGAUGUCAACUCCUGUUGACUCUGAAACUGGAAGCGAUAGUGGCACGUACUGUGUCAUUGCUUGA